GAGCACAUCAUGAACAGUCAACGGUUCAUCAGAGCCUGAAACUCCAAGUCGAAAACCAAAUGCUGAGCGAGAGCAGAGCUCGGGGACAUGGAUCAGGAAGGCUGAAGCAGAUCAGCGACAAGCGCUUAAAGUGGGGUCCAAGGCCGUCAAACCCUGUCCCAAAGAUCUUGUCUCCGCAGGGCUGAGAAUCUGAUGGAGGGGCGGCCCACAUAAAAGUCGCGAGCCAGUUCAGUUAUCGCUGCCACAACCAAGUGUCAUCCAAAACUUUCGAACCCCAUUUUACCUUGUCGCAUUGCAAAUUCAAUCUUGCGUCUGCCAGGAAAUUCUGGCAUAUCCACAAACUACACGCCUAUUGCCGUGGUCGUAACGCAAUUAGCCAUGGCGAGCACCAAGAUGGCGGAUGACUCCGCCAAGCUCCAGAUUCUCAAAGACGCCCUGUACGAGGAAAUCAGGCAACACGGCUCCGAGACGCGACUAUUCACACAAAGGGACCUCCUCGAUCUCAACAUCAUCCCCAACAACGAUCUUCUGCUCCUUGUACGCGUCGUCCAGGGGCUCACCGAUGAUAAGCUCCUGGUCGGCACAACAAACCACCAUGCCGGGCUCGCAUGGAGAUGGCGCAGCAGGGAGGAGGCGAAGAAGUACACCUCCUUGCCCAACGACGAGACGGUCAUGGUUUACUCGAUCAUCGACGAGGCCGGUGCCGACGGCAUCUGGAACCGGACGAUCAAGAAUAAGCUCAACAUGCACGAGGCGGUAGUCAAGAACUGUAUCAAGUUUCUCGAAUCGAAGGGCUACAUUGCGAGCAUGAAAAAUGUCGAGCACCCGAACAAGAAAAUGUACAUCAAGGCGACCCUUCGCCCCUCUGAGCGCGCAACAGGCGGCCCAUGGUUCACCGACGGCGAACUCGACACGGCAUUCAUCAGCGAGCUCGAGGGCAUCGUGUUCGAGUACAUCAAGACGAGGAGCGCAUACCGGAGUUCUCAAGUACAGCCUACUGCGUUUUCCUCAGGGGGAACUGCCAAACCCCCCAAAAAGGGCGCCGUCACCGCAGACAGCACAACCGCCCGCGGCACAAAACGCUCUGCAACCGAUAUCUCCACCGACGACACCUCAGCCCCCGCACGCGGCGGCAGCGCCAAAAGCCGCCACGUCUUUCUCCCCAUGCCCGCAGGUUACAGGCACUACCCCACGGUCGCCGAGAUCGCCAAAUUCAUCCACGACACAGGGAUAACCAACAACACGACGCUCGGCGAAGCCGACAUCCAGCAGCUUGUCGACGUGCUCACCUACGACGGGCUGAUCGAGCCGGUUCGCGUGGGCCGGCGGCGCGGGUACCGCGUGACGCGCGCCAUGAAGCAGGAUACGGUGCCUUUCCAGAAGCGGGCAAAGGAGCGCGAGGCUGGCAUCGGGCUGGACCAGCCGCUCGCGCCGGGGCCGGAACCGCUCAGCAACGGGCUGACCGAAGCCCCCUGCGGGCGGUGUCCCGUAUUUGAGCUGUGUGAAGAAGGAGGGCCUGUCAGUCCGAGCAAUUGCGUUUACUUUUUGCAGUGGUUGGACGUCGAAGAUUUACCAAAGGCCGUUGCGCCCAAUGUGGCUCUCCCCCCAUGAAGGUGCCUGAGCCAGCGAGCAUGGAGGGGGAUUUUUCGUGUGGUCAGAAACCUCGAUUAUACCCAACCCUGUACUCUUAGAUCAUCAACCCGGUUCUGCGUGGCUUAGAGUUCCGCGUCUGAAUUGGAUCCUGCGCCCUCAUGGAGAAAUCCAGAGACAUCACAUGAA
Molecule: messenger RNA, 1779 nt
Organism: Parathielavia appendiculata
Lineage: Eukaryota; Fungi; Ascomycota; Sordariomycetes; Sordariales; Chaetomiaceae
Product: DNA-directed RNA polymerase III-like protein
Exons: 2
Coding region: 379-1611 (410 amino acids)
Biological process (GO): transcription by RNA polymerase III
Cellular component (GO): RNA polymerase III complex
Source: RefSeq, a predicted model, not a curated record